UGUAAAUUCUAUUAAAUAUUAUUGACGAAAAUUGUUAAACACGGAUCAGCAGUAUAGAAGAAUGAAUUUGAAAGUAUUUGUAAUAAUACUCACACCAACAAUUAUUUUUGCACUGCCGCCGACAUUAGGAGACAUAUUUUGGAGAGAAUGGAAGCGAAGUUACGACAAAUCCUAUACAAGAGCGGAAGAUUUCUUCAGAAAACAAAUGUGGGAAAGAUCGCUGGAACAUAUUGCUGACCAUAACUCUAGAUAUACGGCUGGAAACGUAACUUUCAGAGUUGAAUUGAACAAGUUUUCAGACUUCGGUUACACUGAACUCCGGUCAAAAUUCACUCGGACAUAUUUAUUCUCGGCAAAAUUGCAAAAGUCAAAAAAGGUUGAAAAACGAUUACCACGUAAUGUCGAUUGGAGAAGGAGAAACGGUAGUUGCGUUUCGUCUGUGAAAAACCAAGGCGGGCCAGGAUCCUGUUUUGCUUUCAGCGCCGUUGGUGCUAUCGAAGGUCAAUUGUGCAAAAAAAUUGGAAAACUGACGGGGCUCAGCAUACAACAAAUAUUAGAUUGUGAUCUCGGUAAUUGUGGAGGAUAUAUCGACGAAAUAUUUAAAUAUAUUAAACGGCAAGGUGGAAUAAUGAGUGAUGUUGAUUACCCUUAUACAUCAUGCUUGGAUUGCAUGCAAUGCCUCGUGAAGGACCCAAAGAAAACUUUUAUACCGAAAAUAAAUAGGUUUCUCUGCGAUAGUCAUUGUAAAUACAGAUACAGAAUAUUGAAAGCAAAAUUACAAGGAUUUCGUCGAGUUCCUUCCACCGAAGAAGACUUGAAACGAGCUGUUGCGACAAUAGGCCCUAUUGCGGCUGGAAUAGAUGCCAGAUUUGAUUUUCCUAUGUAUAGCAAUCAUAAUGAUAUAUAUUACGAACCAAGGUGCAGCAGGAGGAGAUUAAAUCAUGCUGUUCUGGUUGUUGGAUAUGGCACUAACAAGAAAGGAGAUUACUGGAUUGUGAAAAACAGCUGGGGCACAGAUUGGGGAGCUUCUGGAUACGUUCGAAUGAGUCGAAACAGGGGGAACAAUUGUGGAAUUGCUACGGCUGCUAUGUAUCCAAUUUUAAAAUAAAAAUACUUUUAUUUGACAAUGAUUUAUAAACAAAUCGUAUUUGCAGUGUUCUCUCGAAAUUUUCUUUAUUUGUAAAUA
Molecule: messenger RNA, 1186 nt
Organism: Styela clava
Lineage: Eukaryota; Metazoa; Chordata; Ascidiacea; Stolidobranchia; Styelidae
Product: cathepsin K-like
Biological process (GO): proteolysis
Molecular function (GO): cysteine-type peptidase activity
Source: RefSeq, a predicted model, not a curated record